Molecule: messenger RNA, 1468 nt
Organism: Carassius auratus (goldfish)
Lineage: Eukaryota; Metazoa; Chordata; Actinopteri; Cypriniformes; Cyprinidae
Product: dephospho-CoA kinase domain-containing protein-like
Exons: 5
Coding region: 198-887 (229 amino acids)
Biological process (GO): coenzyme A biosynthetic process
Molecular function (GO): dephospho-CoA kinase activity; ATP binding
Source: RefSeq, a predicted model, not a curated record
CACAGGUCAAUGUUAUGAACACAAAUAAUGGGAUUAUAUUUAUCUAGCAUUAUUAUAGAGCCCUCAGACCCUUUAAAUACUUGCUAUUAACUAGCAUAUUGUGUUUUGAAAUUCGUCUCUGUUUUUUUUGUAUAUCUAUGCAGAAACGCGUUUAUAAUUUCUGUUUCCAGUUUAUGAAGUAGGUCAUUGCUGUUGGUAUGUUUCUUGUGGGGUUAACUGGAGGCAUUGCCUCAGGGAAGAGCACAGUGUCUUCUCAGCUGAAAGAACUGGGCUGUCCUGUCAUCGAUGCGGAUGUGGUGGCCCGGAAAGUGGUGGAGCCCCAGAGUCCAGCGUACAGACUGAUCGUGCAGCAUUUUGGACGUGAAAUUUUGUUAGACAAUGGCGAGAUUGACAGACAGAAACUGGGGCAGAUCAUCUUCUCCAGCCCCGAGAAACGAAAACUUCUCAACUCCAUCACACACCCAGAAAUACACAAAGAAAUGUUCAAACAAAUACUGCUGUACUUCCUUAAAGGCUACAGAUAUGUGGUUUUGGAUGUGCCGCUGCUUUUCGAAACACGACGCCUCACUCGUUUCCUAACACACACGGUUGUCGUUUACUGUGACCCGGCGACGCAGCUGUCCCGUCUCAUGCAGAGGGACGGUUUGAGUCAGGAGGAGGCCGAGCAGAGGAUCGGCGCUCAGAUGCCCCUCAAAGAGAAGCGUGGACUCGCCAGUCAUGUGAUCGAGAACUCGGGCUCUCGUGAGGACACUCACAGACAGGUGCUGCGGCUGCACACCAAGCUCGAGGACUCCAUGGAGUUCCUGGUCAUCAGGGCCAUCGCCGUUGCAGCCGUCGCCGGGCUCGGCGGUCUGUUUUUAUGUACAGUCAGACUGCUGGUCUCUUAGCAAACAUACUGAAAUGCUUCCACAACAACGGCAAUAGGACUUAAAGGGAUAGUGCACCCAUAAAUCUACAUUCUGUCAACAUUUGCUCAUUAUAUGCGGUCUUCUUUCUUCUGUGGAAGUGUGUGGACAGUGUUCCACAGAAGAAAGUAAAGUCCUAUAGGUUUGUAACAAUGUGAAUAAAUGAUGACAGAAUUUACAUUUUUCAGUAAAGAAACGAUUUUAUAUGCUAACAUAGGUUUUUGUUGUCUAAAUCAUUUUUAUGUGAUGUUUAACCUAACUUUGUUGUUGAUAUUCUGACCUCACCACCGUCAGCCUGAGCUACAUAAAGAGCCACAUUUACGUUAUUUGAUUUGCACAGGCUGCGUUACUAUAAUCAACACAAUUAUUGUGAUAUUAGUCCUAAAUGUAACACUGUAUAAAAUGGAACUAUGACAACAAUGCUUCUUUUUUAACUCGAAACACGUUUGUUUAAUUCUGAAUUCAUGCAUACAUGGACUGAAUGUAUUGAUGUCUUCUGCUGCUCUUUGUUAAUAUCAGAUAUUUUUAUCUAUAUCUGAAUUAAAAAAAUGUCACAACUUGAA